UUGUCACAACCUUUGUGACGGCGCCGAACAAUUACAAAGAUAGUGAGAUUCACAAUUUUCGAAUCAAUAUUAUUUUCUGUUUUGCUAUAAGUCACUUUCAGUAAUUCAUAGACGUUGUGACUGUAAUAAGGAGUAAUGUCCGGAAUUCGCACCGGACGCGUGAGUAAGAAUAGGAGAGGCCAUCGUAUGAAGACUCGGCCAGGUCUGAGAAUGAUGGCAAUUAUGCAAGACAGAAAGAGUGAGGAAGUUCCGAAGGAAUUUCUCGAGACUGGCAGAACGGGGCGCCGGAACGCGAUGCCCGACAUCCUGCACCCGCAGGGCGCCGAGUGCUCCACGGCCGACCUGCCCUCGCGGCUGCAGCAGCUCGCCACUACCGAUACAGACAACCCGAAGCCAUGUUCAUCUAAAGCAGAACUCGAAAUAAGCAAGGAGGAGGAUUCGACGGCCAAGAAAGACUGCAGUUGAGCUGCGUUCCUCAGUCAAGAGUCCCCUGUGGACGCUACGGGACUUACCCAAAGCUAAAGCAAUCUCAAUCAGGUACUAGUGUAGCGAUGAGUACGUAGCCUCAUCAUGCUUAUUAGCAAGGUUUGCCAAUAAGUCGUAGUAGUUUGUAGCGACUUAUUGCAUUGCAGAGUUCUGAGCGACGGAGGAUAUUUUAAUAUCACUGAAGUUAACUUCAUGGAAUAACACUAGGUGGGAACUUUGUCGGAUGUAAUCGACAUAUCAU
Cydia splendana is the source of this 727-nucleotide messenger RNA. RefSeq lists its product as uncharacterized. The transcript has 3 exons. NCBI's taxonomy places the organism in Eukaryota, Metazoa, Arthropoda, Insecta, Lepidoptera, Tortricidae. Gene Ontology annotation, molecular function: cAMP-dependent protein kinase inhibitor activity. Bases 136 to 465 code for a protein of 109 amino acids. The record is from RefSeq and is a predicted model, not a curated record. Gene Ontology annotation, biological process: negative regulation of protein kinase activity.